Molecule: messenger RNA, 1743 nt
Organism: Photinus pyralis (common eastern firefly)
Lineage: Eukaryota; Metazoa; Arthropoda; Insecta; Coleoptera; Lampyridae
Product: coiled-coil domain-containing protein 174
Exons: 6
Coding region: 107-1711 (534 amino acids)
Cellular component (GO): nucleus
Source: RefSeq, a predicted model, not a curated record
UGUUGUGUUGUAUUUAUGAGUAAGAUUUAUUGUAUGGAGAAUCUUAUAAAUAAUUAGUAUAUUGCAAUAUCCUUUUUAAAACGUAUUUAGCAAUUGUAUAUCAACAAUGAGUACAUACGAAAUAAGUAAAUCAUCGUUGCUGAGUUUAAAAGCUGAAAUAUUACGAAAACAAGAAGAAUUGAAUAAAACAAAACUUGAAAAUCAGACAAAAACAGCACCCACUAAAAAAUUAACACUGUUAGAAGUGAAAAACAAAGGUGUAGAACAACGUACUGUUAACGAUAUCAGCGAGGAAGAUGAAAAUUUGCUUAAAAAAUCAAGGAGUAUUCUGGAAGCCAAAGCGAAGUUAUACGAAAAACUCAUGAGACGAACAAAUUUUACAGAUGAAGAACUUGAACACAAUCAAAGGUAUUUGGUACGAUUCCAUAAAAAGUCACGAAUACCUGACUUACCUCCGGAUUUAGAUGAUGAAUUGGAUGAUAAAUAUCCAGAUUCUGAUGAAGAACGUCAUUUUUCAGAUGAAUAUGAACCUCCAAAAAAUCCAGAAGAGGACUGGGUAGAAUACACAGAUUGCUUGGGCAGAACCAGAAAAUGCAUGAAAAAGGAUUUGGCAUUUGUGAAGUCAAAAGAUGCAGAGCUAUUAGCCGCCGUCAAUAAAGACGAAAAUAAAGUUGAGCAGCUCAGUAAAGCCGGUGGCUCUGUAGUGGAGAUACACGAAUCUGGCGAACCGAAGCUCUCGAAUGCGAAUGAGUUAUUAUCGAGUGAUAUGAGAAGGGAGUUGUUGCGGCAACAGUGGGAAAAAGCAGAGGACCAAUUGAGAAAAAAAGACGAUAUACAUUAUCAAGAUAUUUUAUUCAAUGAGGCAAGAACUCAUGGUGUUGGUUACUAUGGAUUUUCAAAGGACGAGGAAGAAAGAGCCAAACAGCAGGAAGCAUUAAAAAAUUUGAGGCAAGAAACUGAACAAGAACAAAAGAAGGCGCAAGACUUACGAGAGUUAAGAGAAACACAAUUGAAGGCCCGUGCCAAGGCUGCUAGAAAUCGUAAACGAGCUAGGAUGGGAUUACCACCAGAAGAAGAUGAACCGGAAGUUGUGCAACCGGAAGAACCCCCUAAAAGUGAAGUAUCAGAGAAACCCGUAGAGAAUGAGAACAAGGAUCAAGAAAAAGAAGCUGCCCGGAAAAAUCAUGUGCGUCCAUGGGAUAUAGGGAAGAAAGGUGUUAAAGAACAUUACGAAUAUACACAGGAGGAAUGGGUCGAUAAGAAGCGGAGGGAAAGACCUAAAGAUUUUGCACCUCCAUCUUCGUAUAAGAACAGUUUUAGACGAGAUCCAGAAAUUAGAGAAAAUGUGGAACCGGACAAGAAAUUAUAUUUCUCGACAAAGAAAAAUCGAUCAACGUAUAAAGAAGAGAAGCAACCUCCAAUGCGUCCUAAACCAAUUGUGAAUGAAUGUGAUGAAAGUCCAGAAUCUGAUAGUCAACUUUGUGAGAAAGAAGAGAGGAGAUCCAACGAGGAUACUAGAGGUAAACGGGCAGAAUUUGCACCGCCCCCUACGUACGAUUACUACGGUCCAAGUGAUGCCAAGAAAUCUAAACCUAGCUAUAGCAAAGGAAAUUUAGUAGAGUCGAUAUCUGCAGGGUUGCAAUUUUUAAGGGAACAAGCUGAGAAGAAAGGUAAUUCUAAUAAACAUGAUGAAGAUAUGUUUUUAAUUUAAUUAUUCUAUAAAAUAUAUUAUUAUUAUUAUGA